Salvia hispanica is the source of this 1251-nucleotide messenger RNA. RefSeq names its product protein FAR1-RELATED SEQUENCE 5-like. The record is from RefSeq and is a predicted model, not a curated record. Gene Ontology annotation, molecular function: zinc ion binding. NCBI's taxonomy places the organism in Eukaryota, Viridiplantae, Streptophyta, Magnoliopsida, Lamiales, Lamiaceae.
AUGGAAGAAGGUGGUUCCUCAACAAUGGACCAAGCUUAUGAUUCAAACAUGGACGAAGUGGUUGUUGUACCUGAGUGUUCGAAAGAGUUGAAGCCUGUCUUUGGCCAGAAGUUCAAAUCACUGGAUUUUUGUUUUGCGUUCUACGAUGUGUAUGCCCGGGCUGUUGGUUUUGAUACUCGCAAAUCACAAACGAGAAAAACUGAUGGUAUAAUUACUUGGUAUAAGGUGGUAUGCAACAGGGAAGGCAGCAAGAACUCGUGCGUGGAUGACCAAGCAAAUGCACGGUCUGGUUUUUCGUUGAAACGUCGACGUUUAUCCAAGCGUUGUGGUUGUAAAGCCAGUAUCUCAUUCAAGUUCUUCUCCGACGGAGGAGUUUCAGGUUAUACUGUCGAGGAGUUUAACGAAGUUCAUAACCAUUACAUGGUUGGAACAGAGCAUCAGCAGUUCAUGUCAAUCAAUCGAAAGUUGGACGACGUACAUCACCAAUUUAUCCUUGAUUGUUCAAAGGCUAACAUAGGUCCCACGCUCACGUUUAAUGUGCUGAAGGAAAUUCUAGGUGGUUUUCAGCUCGUUGGCUGCAAUGUUGGGGAUAUAAGGAAUGUUUCACGAGACAUCAAAGCAUACGCUCAUGGUAUUGACGUACAAAUGGUUUUGGAUGAUAUGGCUAGGAAGAAAGAGAUGUCCGAGGCAUUCACAUAUGAGUACGAGGUUAAUGCUAGCGACCAGCUGGUUGCUCUGUUCUGGUGUGAUGGUUUGAUGAAGAGGAAUUACCACAUGUUCGGUGAUAUUGUGGCUUUUGACACCACCUACAACACAAAUAGGUAUUGUAUGAUCUUCGCGCUCUUCACGGGAAAGGACAAUCAUGGGCGACCAGUAACUUUCGCUGGUGGUUUGGUAAGCAGCGAGAAGACCGGCGCUUUUGCAUGGCUGUUUAGACAUUUUGUCCCAUGUAUGGGUGUUGCUCCGAAGAUGAUUGUUACAGAUCAAGAUUUGGGGAUGAGAUCGGCUAUUGAAGAGAUUCUUGUUGGGACUCGCCACAGAUGGUGUAUGUGGCAUAUCAUGCACAAGUUGGCCAAUAAAGUUCCUGGUCGGUUGUUGCGGGACGAAGAUUUCAAGAAAGAGUUCAAUGCCUGCGUCUGGUCGGAUCUGCUAGAACCCGAUGAGUUCGAAGAAGAGUGGAAUGGAAUACUUGAACGUUAUGACCUGGAAGACCAUGGUUGGUUGAAGACAUUGUACGCCUUUCCCUUUUGA